ACGUGGGCGAGUCAGGUGACGCUGCGGGGCGGUCCAACAGGCUGCGGGGUUGACGGUGGACGCAGGGACGCGGUUCAGUUCCGGACCCCCCAACCGAGCCCCGCUCUCUUUGCCGCCAUGACGGGGCUAGUGCUGCUCUACUCUGGGGUCUUCGUGGCCUUCUGGGCCUGCAUGGUCGUCGUGGGAAUCUGCUACACCAUUUUUGACUUGGGUUUCCGCUUUGAUGUGGCAUGGUUCCUGACGGAGACUUCUCCCUUCAUGUGGUCAAACCUGGGCAUUGGCCUCGCUAUCUCCUUGUCUGUGGUUGGGGCAGCAUGGGGCAUCUAUAUUACUGGCUCUUCCAUCAUUGGGGGAGGGGUGAAGGCCCCCAGGAUCAAGACCAAGAACCUAGUCAGCAUCAUCUUCUGUGAGGCUGUGGCCAUCUAUGGCAUCAUCAUGGCAAUUGUCAUUAGCAACAUGGCUGAGCCUUUCAGUGCUACUGACCCCAAGGCCAUUGGCCAUCGAAACUACCAUGCAGGCUACUCCAUGUUUGGGGCUGGCCUCACAGUGGGCCUGUCUAACCUCUUCUGCGGAGUCUGUGUGGGCAUCGUGGGCAGUGGAGCCGCCCUGGCUGACGCGCAGAACCCCAGUCUCUUUGUAAAGAUUCUCAUCGUGGAGAUCUUUGGCAGUGCCAUCGGCCUCUUUGGGGUCAUCGUUGCAAUCCUUCAGACUUCCCGAGUGAAGAUGGGUGACUAGAUGAUGUGUGUGGGUGGGGCCGUGCCCCACUCUUAUUUAUUUGUGGUUUUCCCGGGACAGCUGGAGUUGUGCCCCUUAGGCUUUCAGGGGGCUUAGUGUUCAGGGCUCUCCCCACACUCACUCCUCGCUGCGUCAACUUGGAGGCACUGCCUGGCUGGAUCCUCAGUGUGGGAGUGGGCCGCUGAUGACUAUGUGCAGCUUUGCACCUGUGUCCCACCACCCCUGUAAACCAUCUUCCCAGUGUUUGUGAAAUAAAAGUGGUAUUUGUCUGGGUCA
Vicugna pacos (alpaca) is the source of this 1011-nucleotide messenger RNA. RefSeq names its product ATPase H+ transporting V0 subunit b (gene ATP6V0B). Gene Ontology annotation, cellular component: proton-transporting V-type ATPase, V0 domain. The record is from RefSeq and is a predicted model, not a curated record. Gene Ontology annotation, biological process: proton transmembrane transport. Gene Ontology annotation, molecular function: proton-transporting ATPase activity, rotational mechanism. NCBI's taxonomy places the organism in Eukaryota, Metazoa, Chordata, Mammalia, Artiodactyla, Camelidae.